Penicillium manginii is the source of this 1152-nucleotide messenger RNA. Its product is annotated as putative di-, tri-valent inorganic cation transporter. NCBI's taxonomy places the organism in Eukaryota, Fungi, Ascomycota, Eurotiomycetes, Eurotiales, Aspergillaceae. The transcript has 9 exons. Gene Ontology annotation, molecular function: zinc ion transmembrane transporter activity. Gene Ontology annotation, cellular component: membrane. Gene Ontology annotation, biological process: zinc ion transmembrane transport; intracellular zinc ion homeostasis. The record is from RefSeq and is a predicted model, not a curated record. Bases 1 to 1152 code for a protein of 383 amino acids.
AUGCCCCUUCAGUUAUCGCGUUCGACGCGAUUGAUUGCGGUUAUAUGCAUAUCGACGUGUUUCUUUCUGGGAGAAAUAUCAUUGGGGUUCUACACUCAUUCGCUUGCUCUCAUCGCAGAUGCAUUUCAUUACCUGAGCGAUUUGUUGAGUUUUGUGGUGGCUCUGGUGGCUUUGAAGGUUUCCGAGAAAAAUGAUUCUCCAAAGGACCUCUCCUUUGGCUGGCAACGAGCUCAGCUGCUAGGUGCCUUUUUCAACGGAGUUCUAUUACUCGGAUUGGGAAUCAGCAUUCUCUUACAAUCCGUUGAGCGAUUCAUUUCGUUGCAUCGUGUCGAUAAUCCAAAACUUGUUUUCAUCGUUGGGUGCAUUGGAUUGGGGUUGAACAUAAUCAGCGCCUUAUUCCUUCAUGAACAUACGCAUGACCAUGGACCAGCACCGUCUCUGGAAGCGGGACCAUUGCCCAUCAGCGAAGACGACCGCGACUCAAUCUCAAAGCACCACGACCACAAGCAUUCGCCUUUCGAGAACCAACGAGCCGAUUCGGGACAUUGUCACGAACAAACCCAUGGACACAACCAGGAGCAUAGUCACAGCCACGGCCAUGACCAUGGGGACUUAGGAAUGAUGGGGGUGCUACUGCAUGUCCUGUGCGAUGCGGCUAAUAACCUUGGUGUCAUUGCUUCUGCGCUAGUGAUCUGGUUGGCAAAAUAUGACGGCCGGUACUAUGCAGACCCGGGAGUCAGCAUGGGAAUCGCCAUAAUGAUCAUGGUCUCCUCUGUCCCUCUUAUCCGGAGAAGCGGUCAUAUCUUGUUGGAAAGCGCUCCAAUUGGGCUUGACUUAAGCGACGUACAGCAUGAUCUAGAAAAGGUCCCCGGCGUCCACUCCAUUCACGAACUACACAUCUGGCGCCUUAACCAGCAGAAGACCCUCGCAUCUGUGCACGUUGUCGUUUCGGAUCCCUCUGUCAGCGGAUUUUUGCAAACUGCAAAGACGAUUAACGAAUGUUUUCAUGCUUAUGGAAUACACUCUGCGACCAUACAGCCGGAAGUUUUAGCCGAAGGGGACACUGUGUCGCAUGAUGUGGAUAAAGAAAAGAACCCACGAUGCCAAGUGGUUUGUGGGACUCUGUGUGAGGCCCUGACCUGCUGCGGCUAA